Molecule: messenger RNA, 429 nt
Organism: Scylla paramamosain (green mud crab)
Lineage: Eukaryota; Metazoa; Arthropoda; Malacostraca; Decapoda; Portunidae
Exons: 3
Coding region: 44-418 (124 amino acids)
Source: RefSeq, a predicted model, not a curated record
AGGGUUUCAUCAAUGGUAGUGGCUGAGGACCUCGAAAAGCGACAUGCUAGUCAGAUUGGUGCUGCUGACCUGCCUUGUGUCCGUGGUAGCCCGUCUCAGGAUCAAGGAUGUGGAGAAGCUUUCAUUCCUUGGAGGCGCCGCAGUUGCAGAGUUCGUCGAGAAGACAGAAGAAAAUUCCUGUCCCGUCAUCUUCGUAACAGACGACUCUGGGCCAUUGAAUACCGUCGUUAACGAGGCAUAUCAGGCUCGGCAUCAACAACGGGGAGCAGCGGUGUUUGGGGUUGGCCUGCGUGACCGAAACGUGAGUCACCGCCUUUCUGAGCUGGUGCUGGUGGCUCGCCAAGUAAGUUCCUGUCAAAGUAUUAAUGGUGGUAGUUGGGGAAGAGGUUGUACGGUGCUUACGGAGGUAGUUCAGUAAAUUUGGUGAAU